This is a messenger RNA of Sphaerodactylus townsendi, 6122 nucleotides long. RefSeq names its product UPF1 RNA helicase and ATPase (gene UPF1). The transcript is spliced from 24 exons. Bases 185 to 3544 code for a protein of 1119 amino acids. Lineage: Eukaryota; Metazoa; Chordata; Lepidosauria; Squamata; Sphaerodactylidae. Gene Ontology annotation, molecular function: DNA binding; zinc ion binding; RNA helicase activity. Gene Ontology annotation, cellular component: cytoplasm. The record is from RefSeq and is a predicted model, not a curated record. Gene Ontology annotation, biological process: nuclear-transcribed mRNA catabolic process, nonsense-mediated decay.
CGUUACUGCCCGGCUGGUCGGCGGUUGCGCCCCUCUCCUUUACCCCCUGAGGUCCGCGCAGGCGCAGUAGCCGCGCGCGGCCUAGUCAUCGUUGUCGUCGUCGAGGCGGUCCGCGUCGCGGCGUUUCUGUGAGGGGGAAGAGCGGCAGAAAGACCGAGGGAGCCACCCGGAAGCCGCCGCCAUCAUGAGCGUGGAGGCGUACGGGCCCAGCUCCCAGACGCUGACUUUCCUGGACACCGAGGAGGCCGAGCUGCUGGGCGCCGACACGCAAGGCUCCGAGUUCGAGUUCACUGACUUCACCUUGCCCAGCCAGACCCAGACGCCGCCCGGGGCAGGAGGCGCCGUCGCCCAGGGAAACCCCGGGGCGCCAGGAGCGGGGCCGCCCUCAGUCGUCGCGGCCGGGCAGCUGGAAGCUCAGGUUAAUGGGCCUGAUGGCAUUCUCCAAAAUGGCGCAGUGGAUGAUAACGUGGCAAAGACCAGCCAGCUCCUGGCAGAGCUCAAUUUUGAGGAAGACGAGGAAGACACGUAUUAUACCAAAGACCUUCCUGUUCAUGCUUGCAGCUACUGUGGCAUCCAUGACCCAGCUUGCGUGGUCUACUGCAACACCAGCAAGAAGUGGUUCUGCAACGGUCGUGGGAAUACCUCUGGCAGCCACAUCGUGAAUCAUCUCGUGAGAGCCAAAUGUAAGGAGGUGACUCUUCACAAAGACGGGCCCCUGGGGGAGACGGUCUUGGAAUGUUACAACUGCGGUUGCCGGAAUGUGUUCCUCCUCGGCUUCAUCCCGGCCAAGGCUGACUCAGUGGUGGUUUUGCUGUGCAGGCAGCCUUGUGCCAGUCAGAGCAGCUUGAAGGAUAUCAACUGGGACAGUUCGCAGUGGCAGCCUCUCAUUCAAGACCGCUGCUUCCUUUCCUGGCUGGUCAAGAUUCCUUCCGAGCAGGAGCAGCUGAGAGCUCGGCAGAUCACGGCUCAGCAGAUCAACAAGCUGGAGGAACUGUGGAAGGAAAACCCGUCUGCCACCCUCGAGGACCUGGAGAAACCCGGUGUUGACGAAGAGCCACAGCAUGUCCUGCUUCGAUACGAGGACGCUUAUCAGUACCAGAACAUUUUUGGGCCAUUGGUCAAGCUUGAGGCGGACUACGACAAGAAGCUCAAGGAGUCUCAGACCCAAGACAACAUCACCGUGCGAUGGGACCUGGGCUUGAACAAGAAAAGAAUUGCGUACUUCACCUUGCCGAAGACCGACUCAGAUAUGCGUCUGAUGCAAGGAGACGAAAUCUGUCUGAGGUACAAAGGGGAUUUAGCCCCACUGUGGAAGGGAAUCGGCCAUGUCAUUAAAGUUCCAGAUAAUUAUGGCGAUGAGAUCGCUAUUGAGCUGAGAAGUAGCGUCGGUGCUCCCGUGGAAGUGACCCACAACUUCCAGGUGGACUUUGUCUGGAAGUCUACGUCCUUUGACAGAAUGCAGAGUGCUCUCAAAACUUUUGCCGUGGAUGAAACCUCAGUAUCCGGCUACAUCUACCAUAAGCUGCUUGGUCACGAGGUGGAAGAUGUCAUUAUCAAGUGUCAGCUGCCGAAACGUUUUACAGCACAGGGACUUCCGGACCUCAACCACUCUCAGGUGUAUGCUGUGAAGACCGUCUUGCAGCGUCCAUUGAGCCUUAUCCAGGGCCCUCCUGGGACAGGCAAAACUGUGACAUCAGCUACCAUUGUUUACCACCUGGCCAGGCAAGGAAAUGGGCCUGUACUCGUUUGCGCCCCAAGUAACAUAGCUGUGGAUCAGCUGACUGAGAAGAUACAUCAGACCGGACUGAAAGUGGUACGUCUGUGUGCAAAGAGCCGGGAGGCAAUUGACUCUCCAGUGUCUUUCCUGGCCCUGCACAACCAGAUCAGAAACAUGGACAGCAUGCCUGAGCUCCAGAAACUGCAGCAGCUGAAAGAUGAGACUGGAGAGCUGUCCUCUGCUGAUGAGAAACGCUACCGAGCACUCAAGCGAACAGCUGAGCGGGAAUUGCUGAUGAAUGCGGACGUCAUCUGCUGCACGUGCGUGGGAGCUGGCGACCCAAGGCUGGCCAAGAUGCAGUUCCGCUCUAUCUUGAUCGACGAAAGCACCCAGGCCACGGAGCCGGAAUGUAUGGUGCCGGUUGUCCUCGGGGCGAAGCAGUUGAUCCUGGUGGGCGACCACUGUCAACUCGGCCCUGUUGUGAUGUGCAAGAAAGCAGCCAAAGCCGGCCUUUCCCAAUCCCUCUUUGAGCGGCUGGUGGUCCUGGGGAUCCGGCCCAUCCGCCUGCAAGUGCAGUACCGCAUGCACCCUGCCCUGAGCGCGUUUCCUUCCAACAUCUUUUAUGAGGGGUCUCUCCAGAAUGGUGUCACGGCAGCUGACCGUGUGAAAAAGGGAUUUGACUUCCAGUGGCCUCAGCCGGACAAGCCCAUGUUUUUCUACGUCACUCAAGGGCAAGAGGAAAUCGCGAGCUCCGGCACAUCUUACCUGAACAGGACAGAAGCCGCAAACGUGGAGAAGAUCACCACCAAGCUGCUGAAAGCUGGCGCGAAACCAGAUCAGAUUGGCAUCAUAACCCCCUAUGAAGGGCAGCGCUCUUACCUGGUGCAAUACAUGCAGUUCAGCGGCUCCCUCCACACCAAGCUUUAUCAGGAGGUGGAAAUUGCCAGCGUCGAUGCCUUCCAAGGACGCGAGAAGGACUUCAUCAUCCUGUCCUGCGUCAGAGCCAACGAACAUCAAGGGAUCGGUUUCCUGAAUGAUCCCCGGCGCCUCAAUGUAGCUCUCACCAGAGCAAGAUACGGCGUCAUUAUUGUUGGCAACCCAAAGGCCCUGUCCAAGCAGCCUCUCUGGAACCACCUGCUGAACUACUACAAGGAGCAGAAAGUGCUAGUCGAGGGCCCCCUGAACAAUCUCCGUGAGAGCCUCAUGCAGUUCAGCAAGCCUCGGAAGCUGGUGAACACUAUCAAUCCGGGAGCCCGAUUCAUGACAACGGCCAUGUAUGAUGCCCGUGAAGCCAUUAUCCCUGGAUCAGUCUACGACCGCAGCAGCCAAGGCCGCCCCUCCAACAUGUAUUUCCAAACACACGAUCAGAUCGGGAUGAUCAGCGCCGGGCCGAGCCACGUCACCGCCAUGAACAUUCCCAUCCCGUUCAACUUAGUGAUGCCUCCGAUGCCUCCACCGGGAUAUUUUGGACAGGCCAAUGGGCCGGCUGCUGGACGUGGGAAUCCGAAAGGGAAGACCAGCCGAGGCGGGCGCCAGAAGAAUCGCUUUGGGAUGCCGGGGGCUGGCCAGUCUAACCUCCCCAACAGUCAGGCCAGUCAAGACGUGGUGUCACAGCCCUUUUCUCAGGGUCCCUUGACUCAGGGCUACAUCUCCAUGAGCCAGCCGUCGCAGAUGAGCCAGCCGGGCCUCUCCCAGCCAGAGCUGUCGCAGGACAGUUACCUUGGUGACGAGUUUAAAUCUCAGAUUGAUGUGGCCCUGUCACAGGAUUCUACCUACCAGGGGGAACGCGCAUAUCAACAUGGAGUGACGGGGCUGUCACAGUAUUAGAGUGUUGAAGAAGAGGAGCUAAGCUUGUGUGGAGCUUAGUUCGUCAGCAUUUUAUUCUGGGUAAUAAAAAAAAAUAAAAUGGAUACCUGUUUUCCACUGCUAAAACUGAAGCAACUCUGUGAGAGCAACAGGAGAGGGAGAGAAAGAGAGAGAAACCAACGGAGAGGAGAGAAGAGUGCGCGCGAGAGAGCGAGAGAGCCCACUGCUAGCUCACUGAGACAAGGAGACUGACCAGAGAUGGGAGAGAGCGCCAGAGGGCCGACCAGCGCCUCGCUAGGGGGGGACCCUACCUGCCCUGGAAGAACCACGUGGUCAGCGGAGUCCCCUGUUCUCCCCACCCCUCCCCACCCCCAUCAGCACACACCUUGAGGAGAAAGGCCUUAGGAGCACGUUCCACUCCAUUCCGUUCUCUUGAUGAGCAGGGCUUCACUUUUUUUUCAGAGCAGGAAGGGGUGAGGGGGAAAAACCCAUCUCAGAGUUGUGUUGUUUUUUUUUAACAAAAGGCAGUAUCCAUUGACAUUUUUUUUAGGAGCAGGUACGUCCGAGAGAGAGAAGGUCCUCUGUGCCCAUGGGAAGCCAGCCGGCUGGUGCCCGACUCCGAGAUGGGUGGGGUGUGGUUUUUUUUUUCUGUCCAGAAUCCAGCUUUGAAGCGCGCGUGUGAUGUCACCUACGUUCCGAACAGGCUUUUUUUUUUGUGAUGAGAUGGGGUUCUUGUGUUUUGUGUGUUCUUUUUUUUUUUCCUUUUUAAGAAACGAGCGAUCCUUUCGAAGAAGCACUGGAUAUUUUUUUUUAGAAGUUUUGUCUCUGAAACCUUAGUAGUGGAUCUGGGGGCGGGGGAAACCCUCGUUCUGGGGAGCUUAAAGAUAUAACUGUUGAUUGCUUACAAAAAAAACAUAGUUCCAAUCUUUUAAGGGUUGUUUUUUUUCCUUCAGUGUGACUUUGGUCGAUCGGCCUCUUCUUCUGAUGGCAGAUGAGAAGUUAGCAAGGGAGCCGACGGAUCUCUAGGCCGUGACGGCUCAAAAGCACUUGCUUUAAUUGGCUGCUCUUGGGGCUCUGCUCUGUGAAACUGAUCAGUUUUUUCCCCCUAUAAGAUGUAUAAUUUGCUUCAGAGGAAGGGGGAUUUGGGUAUCUGUACCCUUCAGUCUCAGAGGGAAAAGGACGCUAAGGUUAAAGCCUGCUUUCAUUAACUCCCACCGACGUUGGGAAGCAGAAGUGGAACCUGGGGAUUAUAUUGGGCUUGAAGUAAAGGUACAACAGGGAGGGGUGGGGUAGGGGUAGCAGGCGGCUCAGGGGGGCCGAUGAUAGCUAGGUGGUGCUAGAGCAUCUGGGUGAGGGUGGGUUGUCUGUAGAGCAUUCUACACAGCACGGGGGGGAGCGUGCAAUGGAAGUUUAAAAGCGAUCGGGAGCCUCCCACGUGGGGGACCCAGCCCCUCGGGCUCUUUCCAAAGGACCACCGAGCCCAGCUGAAAAGGGGCACUUCCCCCAGAUCACCUCGGCUGUGUUCCUAGCAGAAGUGUCUUUUUACCUGCAUCUCGAGCUUUCUAGAAAUUCCACUGCGGAAGAUAGGAUUUCCCCGAUACCUUUGCUCCUGUGUUCUUUUGUGUUUUGUUCUUUCAAAGGCAAACCAUACAUAGGCCGACACUUUUUAUCUCCCCGAUUGGCUGAGGCUGUAGUUUGACCAACCUCUUAGAAGCGGCAUUUUUUAAAGCUUACAAAAACUCAAAUUAGCUUUCCGAUCAAAGGGCUCUAAGCAUUUGUUAACUUUUGUGUUUGUGCGUGUGUCGAGGAACUCUCAGUAGCCUACAUGAAUGUACUUAGAGAAGAUCUCCCUUUGCUAUCUUUUUUUCCCCGGAAUUUGGAAGUCUUAUCAGUCCCGUUUCCUUCCCCCCCUUCCCCCCCCCCACCCUAGUGAAAUAUAGAAUGAUUCUGCAAGUACCUUAACUCUCUUUUCCCUCCCGGAAUCAAUCAGACAUGACUCGUGCCCACCAGCGGGGGAGGGGGAGCCUGCACAUGAGACGAGAACCAGGUAAAUCGGCUUGUGCGUUCACCUGUUCUCACAAAUGGCAACAGACCUCCAGAGUUUGGACUUCUGUUGUGUGCAAGGAGACUGGGGAGGGGUGCACGCGAGGCCCCCCUUCCCGCUGGGAUGACGGACUCUUUUAUUUAUCCAGAUUGUCAGAGGGCUGCUUUAAUUUUGUUUUGCAGCGUAGAUUUCUGAGCUAGCUUUUUGAGCGUUAACCCUCUUGCACAAUGCAAAAGCCAUUGAGUAAUGUAUCUCCCCCCCCACCCUACCUUCUUACUCCACUGCCUUCUAAGGUCUUGUCCACCCUCCCCCACCCCCCCACCCCCAUCUUCCACAGCUCUUGCCUCUGCUUUGUGCUGGCUGAUGGGUUUUUUUUUCUUGGUAGCUGUUCUGAGUUGUGUAAGCCCCACCGAAACAUCAGCGCUAGCACACUGCUAAACCCUUUAUUUCCUUUCCCCCCCACCCCUCCCCUUUCCUUUCUGUCUCGGUUUGUUUUUUAAAAUCUGUUUGUCAUCAAAUUAAAAAAGAAACUUAAUAAAGAGCUCUUGCAUUCAA